UCUUUCUGGUUUUUCAUUAUUGACCCAAAUAAUGGCCAUUCGAGCUUAUGUUACCAUUUUCCUCUUCUGUGUUUUCCUUGGACCGACCGUGUUCGCGUUUGACUCCAGAGACGUGAAAUCAUGGUGCAGCAAAACUCCAAACCCUACUCCGUGCGAGUAUUUCCUCACCUACGACCCGAACCAUCAACCCAUCAAAUCAGAAUCCGAGUUCCUAAAAAUAUCCGUGAAGCUGGCUCUGGACCGAGCCAUGCUGGCCAAGAACCAUGCAUUCACGUUGGGACCAAAGUGCAGAGACUCACGUGAAAAAACUGCAUGGGAAGAUUGCCUUAAGCUCUACGAUUACACCGUCUCCAAACUCAACGAAACCAUCGAUCCUCACGUCAAGUGUUCGAAAGUCGACGCCCAGACAUGGCUCAGUUCGGCUCUAACCAAUCUCGAGACGUGUCGGACGGGGUUCAUAGAACUCGGUGUGCCGGAUUUCCUCUUACCCUUGAUGUCGAACAACGUUUCCAAACUCAUUAGCAACACACUUGCCAUUAACGAAGUGCCCUUUAACUACACACCACCAUCGGAAAACGGGUUCCCGGAGUGGGUGCGACCCGGUGACAGGAAGCUUCUGCAGAGCUCAACGCCUCAGGCCAACGCCGUGGUGGCUCAAGACGGGUCAGGUAAUUUCAGGACGAUAAAAGAAGCGGUCGACUCUGCCUCGAAGCGGUCCGGUAGCGGUAGGUUCGUGAUAUACGUGAAACAAGGUGUGUAUAACGAGAACAUAGAGAUAAAGGCCAAGAAUAUAAUGUUGAGAGGUGAUGGAAUUGGGAAGACGAUUAUCACGGGGAGCAAAAGUGUUGGAGGUGGGGCGACCACGUUCAAUUCUGCCACCGUUGCUGUGGUCGGAGACGGGUUCAUAGCGCGUGGAAUCACGUUCCGCAACACCGCGGGUCCAAGCAACGGGCAGGCCGUGGCUCUAAGAUCCGGAUCCGAUCUAUCCGUGUUUUACCAAUGCAGCUUCGAAGGUUACCAAGACACUCUCUACGUCCACUCUAACCGUCAGUUUUACCGCGAGUGCGAUAUUUACGGCACGGUAGAUUUUAUUUUCGGAAACGCGGCCGCCGUUUUUCAGAACUGUAACAUUUUCGCACGCCGUCCACGCAACAAAACCAACACCGUCACGGCCCAGGGAAGAUCCGACCCGAAUCAGAACACCGGGAUCGUGAUCCACAAUUCCCGGGUCACGGCGGGGUCGGAUCUCCAACCCGUUCUGGGAUCCGUCAAGACUUAUUUGGGCCGGCCGUGGAGGCAGUACUCGAGGACCGUGUUCAUGAAAACGUUUCUCGAUGGUUUGAUUGAUCCACGUGGAUGGCUCGAGUGGAAUGGGAAUUUCGCCUUGUCGACUCUGUUCUACGCGGAGUACCAGAAUACGGGUCCGGGUUCUUCGACAUCGGGUCGGGUCACGUGGCCCGGGUUCAGGGUCUUGACGGCGGCGUCAGAUGCUUCGAGGUUUACCGUCGGCAGUUUCAUCGCCGGAAACUCAUGGAUUCCGGCGACGAACGUGCCGUUCACCUCUGGGCUCUGAUUGAUUUCAUUACAUUUGUACGGCGGCGCAAUUGGUAUUGGUUCGGGGCAUAAUUCGUCCGUCGGAAAAUAAUAAAGCCGAAUCUUAUAGAAUGUCUGUAACAGAAGAUUGUACUUUGAUUUAUUUUUUUUGGUCCUUUCAGAAAUACGAUUUUAUUUGUAUA
This is a messenger RNA of Tarenaya hassleriana, 1736 nucleotides long. RefSeq names its product probable pectinesterase/pectinesterase inhibitor 17. The coding region runs from base 32 to 1573 and encodes 513 amino acids. The record is from RefSeq and is a predicted model, not a curated record. The transcript is spliced from 3 exons. Lineage: Eukaryota; Viridiplantae; Streptophyta; Magnoliopsida; Brassicales; Cleomaceae. Gene Ontology annotation, molecular function: pectinesterase inhibitor activity; pectinesterase activity. Gene Ontology annotation, biological process: cell wall modification.